Molecule: messenger RNA, 569 nt
Organism: Aphidius gifuensis
Lineage: Eukaryota; Metazoa; Arthropoda; Insecta; Hymenoptera; Braconidae
Gene: Sf3b5
Product: splicing factor 3B subunit 5
Exons: 2
Coding region: 156-413 (85 amino acids)
Biological process (GO): mRNA splicing, via spliceosome
Cellular component (GO): precatalytic spliceosome; U2 snRNP
Source: RefSeq, a predicted model, not a curated record
GACAUGGAAAUACACCCUAAUUGAUUGUCAACGUCGCCAUUUUAAUUGUCUAUUUUCACAAACGUCAGAUAAACAAAAUCUAUAACAGCAUCAUCCACGUUUUAAUUGAAUAUAAACAACAAUCAUUCAUACAAUCACAACAAUAAAUAAACAGAAUGGGUGAAAGAUAUAAUAUUCACAGUCAAUUAGAGCAUCUUCAAUCAAAAUACAUUGGAACUGGUCAUGCUGAUACAACAAAAUUCGAGUGGUUAGUUAAUCAACAUCGUGAUUCAUGCAGUUCAUACAUGGGACAUUAUGAUUUAUUAAAUUUUUUUUCAAUUGCUGAAAAUGAAUCAAAAGCACGUGUUAGAUUUAAUUUAAUGGAAAAAAUGUUACAACCAUGUGGACCACCACCAGAAAAACCAGAAGAUUAAGCAAAUUUAUAUUUUUAAGACUAAUGAAAAAAAAAAAUAUAAUAACACUCAUUAUUAAAAACAAAAAAUUUAAAUAUUAUUAUUAAUAAAGAUUGGUAAUUAAAUAAUAAAUCAUUUUUUUUUUUUUUCUAUUUCUAUAAAAAUAAUUAUUUAUUU